Molecule: messenger RNA, 2321 nt
Organism: Aphis gossypii (cotton aphid)
Lineage: Eukaryota; Metazoa; Arthropoda; Insecta; Hemiptera; Aphididae
Product: acetyl-coenzyme A transporter 1-like
Exons: 9
Coding region: 196-1746 (516 amino acids)
Cellular component (GO): membrane
Molecular function (GO): acetyl-CoA transmembrane transporter activity
Source: RefSeq, a predicted model, not a curated record
CUACCUACUAAUCUGAUGGCAUUGAAUGUGAUUUUGGUUGUGUUGCAAGCUAUCAUGGAUAAGAUUCAAAUCAAAUAUGCGUUUUAUUUUACAUUCUCUUUAGUAUGAAUAGUGCAGUGAUCGGUAUAAUUUGUUUUUUUGUCAGCUUGUCGGUUGUUUUGAAUCACAUGCGUGAAGUAGCGAAGAAUUAACAUCAUGGCUGUGCCAAAACAUGGAGAUGAACUACAAAAACCCGCGGAAGCGACAGAUGAUUCGAAUUCGAACGAUAAGCCAAAUUUGAAAGGAGAUUGGUUAAAUUUUUUCCUAUUGAUGUUACUGUAUACGAUGCAAGGUAUACCAUUAGGAAUUGCAUCAGCAAUGCCAAUAAUUUUGCAAAGCAACAAAAACGUGUCUUACAAAGAUCAAGCUUUAUUCAGCUUAGUGGCAUGGCCGUUUAGCUUAAAAUUAAUAUGGGCCCCUUUGGUAGACGCUCUGUACAUGCAAAAGCUAGGAAGACGAAAAUCUUGGCUGGUACCUGUUCAAUACUUAAUGGGAGCAUGCUUCAUUUAUAUGGGUAGCAAUAUCGAUGAAUGGUUGCCAGAAACGCGAAAACCGGACAUAUUGAAAUUAGUAAUUGUAUUUUUCUUUGCGAAAAUCUUGGCUGCCACGCAAGAUAUAGUAGUCGACGGUUGGGCAUUGACAAUGUUGAAGAAAAAUAAUGUUGGCUAUGCGUCUACUUGUAAUUCAACGGGUCAAGUGAUGGGUAUAAUGAUAAGUUCUGUGUUUUCUGUCUUGUUGACGUCAGAAGACUUUAGCAACAAGUACUUGCGGAUCAGGCCAGACGUAGGAGGAGUAUUUACUAUGAAAAGUUUAUUCUAUGUAUGGGGUAUUCUAUUUAUAUUAAUAACAACAUUGAUUGCAAUUUUUAAAAAAGAAAAAGAUAAUAGAUUAGAGGAUGACCACGUAAAGCUCAACAUUAUUCAAACUUAUUCACUACUGUGGGACAUUUUGAAACUACCAAGUAUUCAACUAUUGGUAAUAGCAUUGUUGACAGCUAAGAUUGGAUUUGCUGCAACUGACAAUGUGUCGAUUUUAAAACUCAUUGAUGCGGGAGUACCAAAAGACAAUAUUAUGGUCAUACACACAAUGAUGUUUGUUGUAAAAAUUAUUAUGCCGCUUAUUAUAGCAAAAUACACUUCUGGUCCAAAAACGAUGAACAUAUACCUAACAGCGAUACCCAUCAGAUUACUUUGGAAUAUUUCGUUUGUGGCAUUUAUUUAUUAUACACCAGUAAUGAUAACAAUGAUUAAUGGGUUUGUUAAUAUUCCAAUAUAUUACUAUGCACUUUUAGUAUUUAUAUUAGCAAUACAUGAUAUUCUAGAUAACAUUAUGUUUGUAACCAUGACAGCUUUUUUCUCGAGGAUAAGUGAUUCUCGUUUUGGUGGUACUUACAUGACAUUAUUGAAUACAUUUUCACAUUUGGGAGUAGCAUGGUCGAAAUCAGUCGCUAUUGGAAUGAUAGAUUUUCUAACGUUUAAAGAAUGUUCAUUAGAUCACAGCAAUAAUUGCUCUACGCCAAAUCUAAAAAACGUGUGUCAAACAAAUGGAGGUGAUUGUAAUGUUAUAGUGAGCGGUUAUUAUGUAGAAACAGCUGCAUGUACUAUGAUUGGAAUCGUUUGGUUUUGUAUUUUUAGAAUUAUCCUUAAGAACAUUCAAACUAAGGACUCUUCUCAUUGGUUGGUUAACAUAAAAAAACCUACCAGUUAGAAAAUUGAAAUGAAUGUAAAUUAAUAAUUGUCUAUGUUCUCUCAUAAUUAAGCCAUAGCCAUAGUGAGUGAACAUUUCGAAGAUCUAAAAGUCUAUUGUAAUUAUUGAUUAUUUUAGUAUUACAUAUAAAUAAUUGUUAUUGGGUUCUUUAUUGAGACUUUAAAUUUUAAUGUUAUAUAGUAAUGGUUAUCGCUUAUCAAUUAGUAUUAUUAGUUAAAUUGUACCAUACUCCUUACAUACCGGUUCGAUAAGAAUAAAGUUAAUCAUCGUGAUCUGGAGAUAUAAUUUAUCAAUGGCGAAAUCAAGAAAUUUUCAACAGACAUAUGAAUAGACAAGAUUUGUACUCAAAUGCAACUGUUGAACAACUUUUUAACAUUUCUUAUGACAUCGUUCGCCUCAAACGCCUGAAGCUGUAUACGACAUAGUUUAAGUCACUAAGGAAAUUUACUACAUCACUGGAGAUACUACUUUAAACAUACAUUAUGUAUAAUUAUUUUAAAUUAUACAUUCAUUGUGUAUUGUAUUUAUAAAUACUUCAAGUCAUUUAAAUAAAGAAACUUUUGGUUAGUUAAGUA